Molecule: messenger RNA, 3237 nt
Organism: Hydra vulgaris (swiftwater hydra)
Lineage: Eukaryota; Metazoa; Cnidaria; Hydrozoa; Anthoathecata; Hydridae
Source: RefSeq, a predicted model, not a curated record
AUGGAUAUGCAACUAAAAUCGAUGAAAAAAUCAAGAAGGAUGCAUAAAAUGUAUGCAUCAAAAAUUAUAGAAGAAACGAAUAUCUUAUUAGAUAAGGAACUUGAGUCUAGCGAAAAUCGUGAAGAUGUGGAAACUGACUUAAAUACGAACUUGGAGCUGUUGAACAUAAAAAUGAAAGUUAUAGAAAAUCUUAACGAUAAAAUAAGUGAGUUGUUGGAAGAUGAUGAUGAGAUUUGCACGGAUAUGAACGAAUCUGGAGACUUUCAAAAGUACAUUUUAAAAACCACUAUACGCAUCGAAAAGUAUUUUAAACAAAAUCCUAAUGAAUCUUCAUUCCAUAUUGAGAAACCAGCUUCCAAACCUAAAUAUUCAAUCUCUGCCAAACUGCCCAAGCUGACACUUCCCAAGUAUAGUGGCGAUCCAAUGACCUUUCAAUCGUUUUGGGACAGUUUUGAUAGUGCUAUCCAUUCAAACCAAGUAUUAAAUGACAUUUCUAAAUUCAAUUACCUCAAAAGUCUCUUAGAAGGAAAUGCGAGUCUUUCAACCCAAGGUUUAGCCAUAACAGGUGAAAAUUAUAGAACUGCAAUUAAAAUUCUUAAAGAAAGAUUUGGAGACGAACAAGUGAUAAUAAGCGCUCACAUGGAUGCUCUUCUCAACAUUCAACCUACUCAAAGUAAUAAAGUCUCUGAAAUCCGAACAAUCUUCGACUUAGUCGAAAUUCAUACUAAAAACUUAGAACUCUUAAAUGUUAACUCAGAGGAUUUUGGUCCAGUACUUGUAUCAGUAAUAAUGAGUAAAUUGCCUAAAGACUUUAAACUCGACAUUACACGAAAGAUGCCUCUAGGAAAGUGGAAAAUAAUAGACCUUAUGAACUGCUUUAGAGAGGAACUUAUAGUUCGUGAGCGUUGUAUAUCUAUGGAAAAAGGAAUGAGUAACUUAGACAUAAAUCAAGAUCAUUUUCCAAAAUACAUAUCAACCAUGCACUCUCAACAAAAACAUGUAAAACCAAGAGAGUGGCAACCCAAAUCAGUUAAGCUCAUUUCUUGUUCAUUUUGUAAAGGUAAGCAUCCAAGUAAUCGGUGUAAUGUUGUUAUAGAUGUUGUUGCAAGAAAACAUAAAACCAUACCAGACACCUCAGUCAAUGUUGUUGGUUGUCAAGAUAAUAUUCUCCUACAAACUGCAAAAGCUGAAAUAUCAGAAACAAGCAACUCAAUAAAGAAAACUAAAAUUGUUGCAAGAGUGUUAUUUGAUAAUUGCUCUCAAAAGUCCUUUGUGACAUCUGAUGUAAGAAAGAAGUUGAAUCUCAAAACUAUUCGAAACAAAAUUCUAAAUAUCAAAGUGUUUGGAGAAAGCUGUGAAAAGCCUCGAAAAUUUGACCUUGUCAGUAUUAAAAUUAAAAACAUCCAAACCAAUCAUUAUUCUACAUUCGAAGCAUAUGUUACACCAAUCAUAUGCUCUCCUAUUAUCAAUCAACGAAUCGACCUUGCAAAAUUGCAGCACACAGAAUUAGCCAAUAUACCGAUAGCUGAUGAUUUAAAAGAUGGAAAAGAAAUUGACAUAUUAAUAGGUGCAAAUUACUACUGGAACUUUGUAACAGGACAAUUAAUUAGAGCAAACCAAUCUCUAACCGCAGUAAACACAAUUCUUGGUUGGACUCUUAAUGGAAAUGUUAAAUCGAUUAAUUCUGCUUCUGUAAAUAUAGCAUCUGUUCUUCAUACAUCUUCUGAACCAAUCUUAUUUAAUGGUAAGAGAUAUUCCGUACCUCUACCUUGGAAACAAGAACGCAAACAGAUUCCAGAUAAUUAUGAGAAAAGCAAACUCAGAUUGCUAUCAACUUACAAUCGUCUCAAGAAAAAUCCAAACUUAUUGCAACAGUACAAUGAGAUUAUACGUCAGCAGGAACAUGAAGGAAUUAUAGAAAGAAUCCCCGAUUUUCCACCACUCGUAGGACAAGUCCAUUAUCUUCCGCAUCACGCAGUAAUCAAAGAGGAAAAGUCUACCACAAAAUUACGAAUUGUCUUUGAUGCAUCGUCAAAUAGUCCUUUAUUAAACGAUUGUUUGGAAAAGGGUCCUUGCCUGCUUCCCAUGUUAAUUGAUAUUCUUAUAAGAUUUGGGACUUACAAAAUAGCAGUAGCUAGUGAUAUCAAAAAAGCAUUUCUCAACAUUGCUGUAAACAAAAAUGAUCGUGACUUUUUGAGAUUCUUGUGGUUCGACAAAGUAAACAACAGCAAUCCAAAAAUCUCUUAUCGCUAUACUAGAGUACUAUUUGAUCACCCAAGUACGGAAAGUAAAAUCCUAGGCAUCACAUGGGACACUGGUCAUGACAAAUUGUCAAUUAAUCUAACUAAACAAUAUGAAGCUGGAACAAAUAAAAGAGUCACAAAGAGAAAUGUUCUAAAAAUUAUUGCAUUUAUAUAUGACCCAAUCGGAAUCAUUUCUCCCUCAAUUUUACAACUAAAGCUCAUUUUUCAAAAAAUAUGCACUACAAUAAAAGAUUGGUACAAGGAGCUAAAUGACGAGUUAAAAAAUGAGUGGAAUCAGUUAAUGCAGUUAUUAUCUUGUAAUCUUGUGUAUGAGUGGCAUCGCUAUUUCUUUAAAGAACAUUUAAUAAAAAACUUAACUAACAUAACUAUACAUGGCUUUUGUGAUGCCAGCAAAAGUGCAUACGCAGCUGUAGUUUUUAUAACUGUCCAAACUCCUGAUAAACAGAUUCUAGGUAGACUUAUUGCCAGCAAAACAAAGAUCUCUCCGCUAAAACCUAUAUCCAUUCCUAAAUUUGAACUGCCUUCUUGUCUACUGCUAUCUUCACUUAUGGCAUGUGUAAUUGAGUCUUUAAAUAGUACCCUUAAAAUAGAGAAUAUUUACUGUUGGAGCGAUGCAAUGGAUGCUUUAUGCUGGAUAAAGAAUAGUUCUGCAAACAGAAACCAAUUCAUUACAAAUAGAAUAACGAAAAUAAAGAAAAACAUUCCACCUAAUCACGGGAGAUUCUGCCCUGGUAAAAUCAAUCCAGCGGAUCUGCCCUCAAGGGGCCUCUCAAUCCUUAAAUCUGGUAAUUGGUUUGAAAAUUGGAUGGAUGGACCUGAGUUUCUUUAUCAAGAUCUCUUAUAUUGGCCGGCAGAACCAUCCGAUAUAUUCAACAAAAGUAAAACUGACGAAAUAUCAAAUCUUAGCGUGGUCAUAAAUGUAAACCCUACGAAAUUCAGCACAAAAAAUAGUGAAGUUAAAAGAAGCUCUUGA